GAACAGCCCACACCUCUCCCUCCACUGUAAAAUGACCUCCCUUUUCUCUCGCUGCUCUCAUUAGCCCUUUGCUCUCCCUCUCCUCUCCCCAUAGUUCUAGAGGCAGAGAUAUUCAUAUUCUUCCACACACCGUUCUCUCCUUCCUCAACACUCUACUUUCUCUCUUACUAUAUAUAUAUAUAUAUAUAUAUAUAAAUUCAUUCAUUCACACACACAGCUAAUAGACACCGUUCUUUCAUUCUAGUCAAGCGAGGAACUUUCUUCCUCUGUUUGAUUUUUUUCAAAAGAAAACACACCAUUAACACACAAAAGAAAAGAUGGCGUGCUCUUAUCUUGGUCCUUGUUUUCUCUUAAUUUGCUCUCUUCUUGCGCUUUUUGUUUCUGGGUCUCAAAUUCAAAGAACUUCAUUGCCUAUUAUAUCCUUUGAUGAAGGAUACACCCAACUUUUUGGGGAUGAUAAUCUGGUCAUGUACAGAGAUGGAAAGAGAGUCCAUUUAUCUCUAGAUGAGAGGACAGGGUCGGGAUUUGUUUCUCAGGACUUAUACCUACAUGGAUACUUCAGUGCUUCUAUCAAGUUGCCAGCAGAUUAUACUGCUGGAGUUGUGGUUGCUUUUUAUAUGUCAAAUGGUGACAUAUUCGAGAAGAACCAUGAUGAAAUUGACUUCGAGUUCUUGGGUAACAUAAGAGGCAAAGAUUGGAGGAUCCAGACAAACAUUUAUGGCAAUGGCAGCACUAGUGCCGGCAGAGAAGAGAGAUACAGCCUCUGGUUCGAUCCCUCUGAUGAUUUCCAUCAGUAUAGCAUUCUCUGGACCAAUUCUCAGAUCAUAUUUUACGUGGACAACAUUCCAAUUAGAGAGGUUAAAAGAACAGAAUCUAUGGGAGCAGAUUUCCCUUCCAAGCCAAUGUCUUUGUAUGCAACGAUAUGGGAUGGGUCUGAUUGGGCUACUAAUGGAGGCAAAUAUAGAGUGAAUUACAAAUACGCCCCUUAUGUCGCUGAAUUUUCUGACCUUGUUCUGCACGGGUGUGCUGUCGAUCCUGUUGAGCAGUUUCCAAGAUGCGAUAAUACAGAGAGUUCUCAGGCGAUCCCCACCGGUGUCACACCAGUGCAAAGAAUUAAGAUGGAGAGCUUUAGGGCCAAGUUUAUGACAUAUUCUUAUUGCUAUGAUCGGGUUCGGUACAGGGCUCCCCCAUCAGAGUGUGUGAUCAAUACCAAAGAAGCAGACCGACUCAAAUCUUACGAUCCUGUUACUUUUGGCGGAGGCCGGCGCCACCACGGGAAACGACACCACCAUAGUCGGUCAAGUCAUGCUGAAGUCAUUUCCAUUUAAGAAAUAUGCAAUGGUGGCAUUGUCGUGUGAUGGAUGGGGGUUAAUGUUGUCAUCUUAUUCUUAGUGCAUUUAUGCUAUUAUGAUUUAGCUGGGGUCAUUUGUUUUUGUUGUGAAUAGAGAAAAAAGAGCAUAGAUUCUUAUAUGGUCGAUGGUGGGUGGUUGGGCGAGGAUGUGUAUAGUUCUUCAUACCUUUAGUUUUCCAGUUGUUCAUCUCAUCAUUGAUGUUGUCUCUUGGCUUUACAAAUUGAACUUGGUAAUGAUUUUUUCUGUACUCUUGACACGCUCUAACGGGUUAAAUAAAUUCUUAGUAUAUGGAGUC
Molecule: messenger RNA, 1647 nt
Organism: Populus trichocarpa (black cottonwood)
Lineage: Eukaryota; Viridiplantae; Streptophyta; Magnoliopsida; Malpighiales; Salicaceae
Product: probable xyloglucan endotransglucosylase/hydrolase protein 28
Exons: 4
Coding region: 318-1328 (336 amino acids)
Biological process (GO): xyloglucan metabolic process; cell wall biogenesis
Cellular component (GO): cell wall; apoplast
Molecular function (GO): xyloglucan:xyloglucosyl transferase activity; hydrolase activity, hydrolyzing O-glycosyl compounds
Source: RefSeq, a predicted model, not a curated record